This is a messenger RNA of Oryzias latipes (Japanese medaka), 1080 nucleotides long. The record is from RefSeq and is a predicted model, not a curated record. NCBI's taxonomy places the organism in Eukaryota, Metazoa, Chordata, Actinopteri, Beloniformes, Adrianichthyidae.
AAGCUUAUGGUCCAUUGAAAAGGACACAGUACAGAAUUCCCCACUGACCAGAGGUAGAAGCUCACAUCACUGGAUCUGGGCUGUGGUGCAUCUUUACCAUGUCAGACACAGAAGAAACUACACAUGAGGGACCACAUUCUGCAGAGGAAAAUGGAAAUGAAGGAGAAGAGGCUAAACCCAAACUAAAACCUGGUUUUGUGCCGGGCCUGGCACCUCCCAAAAUCCCAGAUGGAGAAAUAGUAGACUUUGAUGACAUUCACAGGAAACGAAUGGAGAAAGAUCUGAUAGAACUUCAGUCGCUGAUUGAAUCGCACUUUGAGAAACGCAAGAAGGAGGAAGAGGAGCUCAUCAGUCUCACAGACCGUAUUGAGAAACGCAGGUCAGAAAGAGCUGAGCAGAUGAAGAUCAGGGCAGAGAGGGAAAGGGAACGGCAGAACAAACAGGCUGAAGAGAAAGCCAGAAAAGAGGAAGAAGAAGCUAAAAAGAAGGCAGAUGAUGAUGCAAGAAAGAAAAUGAUUCUAUCCAACUUAACUUUUACUGGAUACAAGACACAGGGUGAGACAAAGAAGCCAACAGAAAGAGAAAAGAAGAAGAAGAUCCUAAACGAUCGGCGCAAGGAGCUCAACGUUGAACACAUGAAAGAAGACCAACUCAGAGAAAAAGCAAAGGAGCUUUGGGACUGGAUUCGACAGCUGGAGGCAGAGAAAUAUGAACUUCAAUCUAAACAAACAAAGCAAAAGUAUGAGAUUACAGUACUCAGAAACCGGAUCAGCGAUCAUCAGAAAAUUUCAAAGGGAAGAAGGAGCAAGCGGGGGCUGAGAAAAUGACAUCUGACAUUCGCUGAAGGGAAACUGGCACCAUCAGACAUCCAAGUCUCACUAGAAACGCUGGAAACUGCAUACUAAUGUCUCUGAAUCGUUAAAACGUGCAGAGAACCAAGUUCCCAUGGUUCAAAUAUCACUGCUUGUUCUCCAAAGGUUUAUAAUUGAAAAAGCCUGAAUGUUCAUUCAGUCUAGCCGUUUUGCAAAAAUGUUUCUGUAUUUUGGCAAAAACUAAAUAAAAUAAGUAUUCAAAAAGGAA